AUGGCAUCUACACUAAUGGCAGCAACUGCUAGCUCCAGCACUCUUCUUAGACCAACCCCAUUUCUUGGCCAAACCAGAGGGCCAAGUUUCAACACUCUUAGAGAUGUUGCCCCAAUGGGAACUGGGAAAUACACCAUGGGAAAUGAGUUGUGGUAUGGCCCAGAUAGAGUGAAGUAUUUGGGACCCUUUUCUGCUCAGACUCCUUCGUACCUCACCGGAGAAUUUCCCGGUGAUUACGGAUGGGACACUGCAGGGUUAUCAGCUGACCCAGAGGCCUUUGCUAAGAACAGGGCUCUUGAGGUGAUCCACGGCCGGUGGGCUAUGCUUGGAGCACUAGGCUGCAUCACCCCAGAGGUGCUUGAAAAAUGGGUUAGAGUGGACUUCAAAGAGCCAGUGUGGUUCAAAGCCGGAGCUCAAAUUUUCUCAGAAGGUGGCCUUGACUAUUUAGGCAACCCCAACCUUGUCCAUGCUCAGAGCAUCCUAGCAGUGCUAGGAUUCCAAGUCAUUCUCAUGGGGCUUGUUGAGGGAUUUCGCAUCAACGGUCUUGACGGCGUAGGAGAGGGCAACAACCUCUACCCUGGAGGGCAAUACUUCGACCCUCUCGGCCUUGCCGAUGACCCUGUCACAUUUGCUGAGCUCAAGGUCAAGGAAAUCAAGAAUGGGAGACUAGCCAUGUUCUCCAUGUUUGGCUUCUUUGUCCAAGCCAUUGUCACUGGGAAGGGUCCUCUUGAGAACCUCUUGGACCACCUUGACAACCCUGUGGCCAACAAUGCAUGGGUCUAUGCCACCAAGUUUGUGCCUGGGUCAUAA
Prunus armeniaca (apricot) is the source of this 810-nucleotide messenger RNA. Lineage: Eukaryota; Viridiplantae; Streptophyta; Magnoliopsida; Rosales; Rosaceae. The record is from the annotation of a GenBank genome assembly.